Merops nubicus (carmine bee-eater) is the source of this 398-nucleotide messenger RNA. Its product is annotated as serine/threonine-protein kinase tousled-like 1. The transcript has 5 exons. The annotation marks the transcript as partial. NCBI's taxonomy places the organism in Eukaryota, Metazoa, Chordata, Aves, Coraciiformes, Meropidae. The record is from RefSeq and is a predicted model, not a curated record.
GAGCAAUGGAUGAACUUCAUAGCCUGGAUCCAAGAAGACAAGAAUUGUUAGAGGCAAGAUUUACAGGAGUAGUAAGUGGCAGCACUGGUAGUACAGGAAGUUGCAGUGUUGGAGCUAAAGCCUCAACAAAUAACGAAAGUUCAAAUCACAGUUUUGGAAGCUUGGGAUCUUUAAGUGAUAAAGAAUCAGAGACUCCAGAGAAGAAACAGUCAGAACCUUCCAGAGGAAGAAAAAGAAAAGCAGACACUCAGAGUGAAAGCAGCCAAGGCAAGAAUAUUGGGGGACGUGGUCACAAGAUUAGUGACUAUUUUGAGUACCAAGGUGGAAACGGCUCUAGUCCAGUGCGAGGCGUACCUCCUGCAAUCCGAUCUCCUCAGAAUUCACAUUCCGCUCCUUCU